AUGACCGGUCGCGGUCAAGCUGCUGCUCCUCCUACAAGGCCAGUCACGCCUAUAGACCAGACACUUACAAGUCGUCCUGUCCCACGACGCCGUAAUUACAUUCCACAAUCUUUCGGGCCUGGCGCCGCCAGCGACAUUCACAGUCGUGUCAAUUCUAUUGGCGACCUUAUAGCUUCAGCAGAUGAGGCAACUUACAUACCUACACGUGCUCACGGUACAAUUGUGAAUAGCUACCGGCCGAACGGCGACGAUGUGCGUCGUCUUCUCAAAGACUGCGCGCGCUGGGAAUCGUUGAGCUUUCGUUCUGACGAGAAAAUGCCACUUCCCGAUCCUACUUGGGGAUUUACGGUUUUUGUCACUGCAUAUGAUCAUUUGUCUAGAGCCCAUCUACCGCAAGCCAUGCAGAAUUGGAUUCGCGUACAAGAGCGCAAGCUCGAGAAUAGUUACACAUUGCCAGCAUUCGCGGCGGAGGCAUGGAAACGUUUCAAACUGGACAUCAUCGAAGAUCAAGAAACGCUCGAUGGAGCUUCGGAUGAUCGUGUUCGUGCCGAGUUUCGCGCGCUUGUGCGCAACAAGGAACUAUCGGACGAUGAGGAGCAGUUUAUCNCCCCAGCACGCAACCUGGCAUGUCUGGUCCUCGAUGCAGCUGCCAUCAUAAUGUUGGCUGAACUCAGGUUUCCCGGAGAACUUGAACAUGAUCGAGCAGCUUUUGAAGACAAGAAAAUCAAAGUGAUUGAUAUUCAAUGGAACAGACCGCAGAGCACAUCAAGCAGCUACAGGGGAAUAGGACAGUUACGUAUUGAUGCUCUCGCUCGUUUCUAUCAUCUUCUCACAGAUGGUCCGGACUGCGGGUAUAUGGAAGGAAUGCAUCCUCUCGACGGAGCUCCAUAG
This is a messenger RNA of Aureobasidium musti, 891 nucleotides long. Lineage: Eukaryota; Fungi; Ascomycota; Dothideomycetes; Dothideales; Saccotheciaceae. The record is from the annotation of a GenBank genome assembly.